This is a messenger RNA of Oncorhynchus tshawytscha (Chinook salmon), 2007 nucleotides long. RefSeq names its product calcium channel, voltage-dependent, gamma subunit 1b (gene cacng1b). The transcript has 4 exons. Gene Ontology annotation, biological process: regulation of calcium ion transmembrane transport via high voltage-gated calcium channel; calcium ion transmembrane transport. The record is from RefSeq and is a predicted model, not a curated record. Gene Ontology annotation, molecular function: calcium channel regulator activity; voltage-gated calcium channel activity. The coding region runs from base 131 to 826 and encodes 231 amino acids. Lineage: Eukaryota; Metazoa; Chordata; Actinopteri; Salmoniformes; Salmonidae. Gene Ontology annotation, cellular component: L-type voltage-gated calcium channel complex; membrane.
UUCGUGCUUUAUUGAGGCUGCUGGAGAAGACUAAUUCUUAAUACUCCUUUCUAGGAGCUAGACAAUCUCACAGGGACCUUUACUAUAAUACACAACCACACACACACACUUCAUACACUCUCUCAGCACCAUGUUGGAGGAGAAGAAGACCAAGGUGAAGGUCACAUUCUUCGUCAUCCUGGUGGGCAUCUCCUGCAUGCUGGCUGCCAUGGUGACGGACCACUGGACUGUACUGAGCCCGCCGUUCGACAAGUUCAACGCCACCUGUGAGACGGCCCACUUUGGCCUCUGGAAGCUCUGCAUGAAGACCAUCUUCAUGGUGGAGGAGGACCCUGAGGGCCAGGGCUGUGGCCCCAUCAGUCUGCCCGGAGCCAAGAAUUGCUCCUACUUCAAACACUUCACAAAGGAAGAAGAGGCCAAAGGGUUUGAAGCCAAAACUCAGAAAGAGUACAACCUCUCAGCAGCGGCCAUUGCUGUGUUCAGCCUGGCCUUUAUGACCCUGGGGUCGCUGUGUGUCGUGUGCUCCUUCGGGAAGGGGAGGGACUACCUGCUGAGGCCUGCUGGGAUGUUCUUUGCCUUCGCAGGUCUCUGCAUCAUCAUCUCUGUUGAGGUGAUGCGGAACUCCACCAAGCGGAUGAUUGACAGCGAGGAGACCGUCUGGGAACAGUACUACUACUCCUGGUCGUUUGAAUGUGCCUGCACCUCCUUCGUCCUCCUGGUCUUCAGUGGUCUCAGCCUGUUGAUCAUCUCCAUGCCCCAGAUGCCACGCAACCCCUGGGAGACCUGUAUGGACGCAGAGCCAGACUCCAUGGAGCCCUUAGACUAGUAGUAGAUCAGAUUAGACCUGCCCAGAUGAACCCCUGGGAGACCAGUAUGGACGCAUAGCCAGACUCCAUGGAGCCCUUAGACUAGUAGUAGUAGAUCAGAUUAGACCUGCCCAGAUCAACCCCUGGGAGACCUGUAUGGACGCAGAGCCAGAGUCCAUGGAGCCCUUAGACUAGUAGUAGACUCCACUAGAACAGACCAGACUAGUCUAGACCAGGGGAAUCUUCAACAAAGGCUGCCAAAACCAUACAUGUUUUUAUAGAAUCCAACUGAAGAUAAACUAAAUUGAUACAGAUGAUACUUGAUGAUACAGAUGAAUGAGAGUGGGGCACACCGCCUAAGUAAUAGUAGUAGGGGAAACACUGCACUACACUUGCUUGGUUUUAAGUGUACAGAUAAAUAUGUAAGGCAGGAUCUCUGAGCAGUCCUCGAGGGCCACAGAUUUUCCUUUCUUUGGUCCUUAACUGAUACAUUUCUGUCAUUGAUUACAGAGAGUGUCCGCUCUCCUGGUCCAUAUCAUCCGUUACUAAGCAACAGACACUGUGGCACUUGAGGACUGCCCUGAUAUAGGGUGCGUUAGUAAAUUCACCAUGGCAACUUACUUCGAAAUUCAGAACACUCUGGUUGGAGAGUGCCAGAGCGCAGAAUAAUUUAUGAAUUUACGAACUGCCUAAACUCAGUUGUUAUGAUAGAUUUUUAGUAAACAUCGGCUAAAAAACGGAAUUAAAUUGUUGCCAGUAACACAGUUACAGUCACUAACCCUCUUGAUAACAUGGAAACACUCUAGCACUAAUAGCAGCACUGCAAGGGUGAGUAACAUGUUCAGAGUGAAGUGUUCUCUCAUUUGUGUCUGGAAGUAGCUAGCAAACAAGCUAAGCAAGUUUAGCCAGUUGGCUUGGGAGCUUGAAGGCCGAUGUAAAGUCAGAAUGCUCAGAUUAACCCUACACCUCAGCCAGAGUGUCCAGUGUGCACUCUGAAUGCUCAGAUUAACCCUACACCUCAGCCAGAGUGUCCAGUGUGCACUCUGAAUGCUCAGAUUAACCCUACACCUCAGCCAGAGUGUCCAGUGUGCACUCUGAAUGCUCAGAUUAACCCUACACCUCAGCCAGAGUGUCCAGUGUGCACUCUGAAUGCUCAGAUUAACCCUACACCUCAGCCAGAGUGUCCAGUGUGCACUCUGAA